AUGAAGCCCAUCAAGUCCAUCGCUGGCCCUCUGGUCCUCCUCGCUUCUGGCGCUGCUGCCCGUACCUUCACGGUCUACAACGCUUGCCCAUUCACCAUUUGGCCUGCUAUCUUUACCGACCUUAACGUUGGUAGCGCCCGUCCCAACCACCCCACCGGCUGGGAAGCGAAGCCUUACACCAGCGUCUCCUUCCACGUCCCCGACAACUGGAGGGCCGGUCGAAUCUGGGCCAGGCGUGACUGCGACUUCUCGACCAACCCCGGACCCAACUCCUGCCUCACUGGUGGUUGCAACGGUGGCUUGCUUUGCGACGAGCGCACCGGAACUGGUGUCCCACCUGCUUCCCUGGCGGAGUUCACUUUGAGUGCUGCUGAGGAUUCUGACUGGUACAACGUCUCCCUCGUCGACGGAUACAACUUGCCCAUCAGGAUCUCCAACAACGCCAACUGCCCCGUCGCUGAGUGCCCUGUCGACCUCGGCCCAACCUGCCCCCUCCCCAUCCGUGGCCCUGUUGACAAGAACGGCUGGGUCACUGGCUGCAGGUCCGCUUGCCAGGCCAACUUGGACGGCAACCCUCAAAACUCUCCCAACUGCUGCUCGGGCGAGUACAGCACCCCCGACAAGUGCCCUCCUUCUGGUGUUCAAUUCUACGACCACUUCAAGAAGAACUGCCCCAGGUCCUACGUCUAUGCUUACGACGAGAGCAGCAACACUGCCCUCUUCACCUGCCCCAAGAACAGGAACGCUGACUACACCAUCACCUUCUGCCCUUAA
This is a messenger RNA of Coprinopsis cinerea okayama7#130, 774 nucleotides long. RefSeq lists its product as hypothetical. The coding region runs from base 1 to 774 and encodes 257 amino acids. The transcript is spliced from 11 exons. NCBI's taxonomy places the organism in Eukaryota, Fungi, Basidiomycota, Agaricomycetes, Agaricales, Psathyrellaceae. The record is from RefSeq and is a predicted model, not a curated record.